AUGAGCGCGACGUCAAAAGAAGUGAACCUCGUGGACCUGUCGCUCGAGCAGCUGAGUUCGCUCAAGACGCAGCUCGAGAAGGAGCUGCAGCAGCUCACGGCGUCUUCCAGCGGCCUGCGAGAGGCCCAGUUGCGGUUCGCCGAGUCGAAGACGGCGCUCCAGAGGAUGGCGGCAGUGGUGGACUCGCACAAGGACGUGCUCGUGCCGCUCACGGCCUCUUUGUUCAUUCCUGGCAAACUCGCGAGCACGGACGACGUGCUGGUGGAUGUCGGCACGGGGUACUUUGUCGAGCAGUCGAUGGGCAAAGCCGAGCAGUUCAUGGACCGGAAAGUCGCGUUCUUGCAGCACAACACGGAGCAGCUCAAGACCGUUGUCGACGGGAAGCGCAACAUGCUGGAAGCUGUGCUUUUGAUCCUGCAGCAAAAGGUGCACGCCGCACCGCCUGCCAAGUAG
Messenger RNA from Hyaloperonospora brassicae, 453 nucleotides. NCBI's taxonomy places the organism in Eukaryota, Oomycota, Peronosporomycetes, Peronosporales, Peronosporaceae. The record is from the annotation of a GenBank genome assembly.